AACCUUUUCCCCUGCAUUCCUGGAGUGCCAGACCAGGAAUUCCAUUCCACACACAGACUUCCUUAUCCAGAAGGAAGUGCUUGCCUCUCUGUGACUUCUGUCUCCAAUUGAGAGGAGGAACUCAAGGCAGAGCAGGCACAGGAGCUUACUAUGAGUCCGGACCCCCCAUUCAGGGCAAACAGGAUGCAGCCUGCUGGACAUUGGAUCUCGACUUCUUAUUUCCCCCGGAAGCUGCUUGGAGCAAUAUUCAUCCUGUACACGCUGAUAAUGGGUGUUUCUGCCUUCACCACUCCGUCCAAGGAGCACACAGUGACCGCAGGCAACUGCUCGUUUCGUGGUAAGCAUUACAAAGUGGAGCUCAGGGUGGCCAGUGAGCCUGUGGUUCUGAGGUGCCCCCUGGUGUGGCCUCAGUUGGGGGCCGCUGCCAGUCCCCAGGACCUUGUGACCUGGCGAAGAAACGGCUCUGCUCAGAGGCUCCCAGGGGCAGAGCUGAGGAUGCAGGCCAAAGAGAGUGCCCUCUGGAUCCUACCAGCUGUGCAGGGGGACGCAGGCACCUACGUCUGCACUGUCAGAGAUGCUUCUCACUGUGAAGAAAUGUCCAUUGAGCUCAAGAUUUUUGAUGAUGUGGAAACUUCCCUGCCGUUCAUCUCUUAUCCACAAAUCCUAACCUUGGGAACCAACAGCAUGUUAAUGUGCCCAGACACACUGGAUUUUGCCAGAGACAAAGCUGACAGGAGCAUUCGGUGGUACAAGGGUUCUGUCCUCCUGGGUGGAGACGGUGGGAGGUUUCACACUGUGGAGGAGAAAAGGCGCUUGCUCAUAGUCAAUGUGUCCAUGGAGGAUGAGGGCUACUACAGAUGUGUGCUGACUUUCGCCCAUGAGGGCAGGGAAUACAACGUCACCAGGAACGUCAGGCUCAGAGUCCACAAAAGAACCAACACCGUUCCUGUGGUUAUUUCUCCCCUGGACACCAUAUCUGCAUCUCUGGGCUCGAGACUGACAAUCCCAUGUAAGGUAUCUCUGGGAGCUGGCACGCCCUUGACCACCUCGCUGUGGUGGAUGGCGAACAUCACCCAAGUAGAGAGUGCCUACUCCAGGGGACGUGUGACCGAGGGGCCGCGCCGGGAAUAUUCAGAAAAUGGUGAGAACUUCAUUGAAGUGCCAUUGAAUUUUGAUCCAGUCAUAAGAGAGGAUUUGAACACGGAUUUUAAAUGCAUUGUCUCUAGUACGGUGGGUUUGCAGACGCUGCGUACCACAGUCAAAGAAGCCCCCUCCACAUUCUCCUGGGAAAUUGCCCUGGCGCCCCUGUCGCUGGUCCUCUUGGUUUUGGGGGGCAUCUGCAUGCACCAGCUGUGUAAACGAAGAUCUGGAAAAGCAUACGGUCUGACCACGCUCAGGACUGGCUUCCAAGACUUCCAUCCUAUCCCAGAAAAAUAAAGGAGUUAAAAUGAUACAAA
Messenger RNA from Heterocephalus glaber (naked mole-rat), 1457 nucleotides. The record is from RefSeq and is a predicted model, not a curated record. Lineage: Eukaryota; Metazoa; Chordata; Mammalia; Rodentia; Bathyergidae.